Diospyros lotus (date-plum) is the source of this 1335-nucleotide messenger RNA. RefSeq lists its product as uncharacterized. The coding region runs from base 187 to 1062 and encodes 291 amino acids. The transcript has 2 exons. Lineage: Eukaryota; Viridiplantae; Streptophyta; Magnoliopsida; Ericales; Ebenaceae. Gene Ontology annotation, molecular function: protein dimerization activity. The record is from RefSeq and is a predicted model, not a curated record.
GCAGGUAUGAAAUUCAUUUUUGUAAUUUGUAUUAUGUUUAUAAAUAGAACAAUUUGAAUAUUCAUUAGAUAUUUAUUAUUUACUAAUAUCUUGUAAAUUUCACUCUAAAUAAUAACAGGAAGAUUUUUGGAGGCAAAAUAUCCUACGUUGUUUUGGACACCAUGUGCAGCGCACUACUUGGAUUUAAUGUUGAAAGAUAUUUUCAAGUUGCCUAAUAUGAAGAAGACAUUUGAGAGAGCUGUUAUGGUGAAUAGCUAUAUCUAUACUCGUUCGGGUCUAGUAAACAUGCUUAGAAGGUUUACUGACAAGAAAGAGUUGUUGAGGCCUGCAAAAACUUGGUUUGCAACUGCCUUUAUCACUUUGGGCAGGAUGCAUGGUCUGAAAAGCAACCUUAGAAGGAUGUUUACCUCCGAGGAGUGGAUGACAAGCAAGUGGGUAAAAGAAGCCGAGGCUAAAAAGGUUGUAGAAGUGAUUUUGAUGCCUUCAUUUUGGAACAAUGUUGUAUAUGCUUUAAAGGUGGCUGGUCCAUUGGUGCGUGUAUUGCGCUUAGUGGAUGGUGAGAAGAAGCCUGCUAUGGGAUACAUAUAUGAGACCAUGGAUAGGGCCAAAGAAGCGAUUGCUAACUCUUUUAAUGGGGAUGAAAAGAAGUAUGCACCCAUUUUUCAGAUCAUUGAUAAUCGAUGGGAUGUUCAACUUCAUCGCCCCUUGCACGCAGCUGGUUGGUACUUGAACCUAGAAUAUUUCUACAAGGCUAAACGUAUAGAUCCAGAGAUCAUGACUAGCUUAUAUGAAUGCAUUAGAAAGUUAAAUCCAGAUGUAAAGGUUCAAGACCAAAUUGAUGCUAAGCUUUCGAUGUAUAACAAUGCAGAUGGGUUCUUUGGAAACUAUAUGGCUAUUAGAAAGAGAGCUGAGAAAUCACCAGCUGAAUGGUGGGCUUCAUAUGGAAUGUCAACACCCAUGUUGCAAAAAUUUGCAAUUAAAAUUCUUAGCUUGACUUGUAGUUCAUCUGGGUGUGAACGUAAUUGGAGUGUGUUUGAAAAUGUAAGUGCAUUGUAUAUAUAACACUUAACAAUUUUUAUUAGUAGUUGGUUUGUUUCAUGUAGCUUAUUCUUAGUAUGUUUUUGCAUAAAUUGUUGUAGCUUCAUACUAAACGGAGAAAUAGACUUGAUCAACUUCGUUUAAACGACUUGGUGUUUGUGAAAUACAAUAGAGCAUUGAGGCGUCGGUAUCAAAUGCGUGAUACCAUUGACCCUAUCAUAUUGACCGACAUUGAUGAAAGCAAUGAAUGGUUGACUGGAAAACUUGAUGAGGAGAAUGAUAAAGAUGAUGAAACUA